AUGAGAUUCUUCGCUACUCUUGCUCUGGCUGGCGCCGCCUCCGCUGCCGUCAUCCCUAAUGUGGGCAACCUCCAGGGCGUCGAGGGUGCUGUUAACGGUGUUGAGGGUGCUGCCACCGGUCUUCUUGCUCCCCUGAGCCAGACCGUGGAAGGGACCGCUGGCCCGCUCCUUAGCGAGGUUGAGGGCACCGUCGGCAAUAUCGCCCCCGUCAAGCGCACCUUCGGUAACCAGCUCGAAUACCCUGCUGAGGAAGUGCCCAAGGAGGUGGCAUCGCUCGUCGGUGCUCGCGGUCUCGGCAAGACCGUUGACGGUACUGUCGACGGAGCCGUUGGCACUGUUGGCACUGUUGAGCAAACCGCCGGGAGUACCGUUGAAAACACCGUCGGGAGCACCGUUGGUGGUGUCAGCAAUGGUCUCGUCAAGCGUGAGGACCCCGUCGCCGGCCUGACCGGUCUGACCGGCUCUGCCGGCAGCGUUGCUAGCGGUGUUGUUUCUCCUGUUGAGCAGACUGCCGGUGGUGCCGUUGGCUCCGUUGAGUCUGUGGUUCCCGACGUUGUUGACACUGGCACAUCUGCUGUCAGUGGUGCCACUGGUGCUGUCUCGGGCGCUGUUCCCAAGCGCCAGCUCAGCGGCCUCACCAGCACCCUGGAGGGAACCCUGACCGAGACCUUGGGUGGUCUGACCAGCGGCAACGUCGAUGGCCUCGUCGGAGCCUUGACCAACCUUCAGCACGCCAUCAACAUUGGCUCGCUCACCCAGGGUGACCUCGCCAGCCUUCCUGGCCCCGUCCAGGAGGUUGUCUCUCUGCUGCAGAUCUAA
Messenger RNA from Penicillium lagena, 819 nucleotides. RefSeq lists its product as uncharacterized. NCBI's taxonomy places the organism in Eukaryota, Fungi, Ascomycota, Eurotiomycetes, Eurotiales, Aspergillaceae. The record is from RefSeq and is a predicted model, not a curated record. The transcript has 3 exons. Bases 1 to 819 code for a protein of 272 amino acids.